This is a messenger RNA of Impatiens glandulifera, 357 nucleotides long. RefSeq names its product agamous-like MADS-box protein AGL62. Bases 1 to 357 code for a protein of 118 amino acids. Lineage: Eukaryota; Viridiplantae; Streptophyta; Magnoliopsida; Ericales; Balsaminaceae. The record is from RefSeq and is a predicted model, not a curated record. The transcript is spliced from 2 exons. Gene Ontology annotation, molecular function: DNA-binding transcription factor activity, RNA polymerase II-specific; protein dimerization activity; RNA polymerase II cis-regulatory region sequence-specific DNA binding. Gene Ontology annotation, biological process: regulation of transcription by RNA polymerase II.
AUGGCCAAAAUGAAGAACAAGAGUAAUCUUAAUGUGACAUUCUGCAAAAGAAAAAGUGGGCUUUUCAAGAAAUUCAGCGAGCUUAUCACACUAUGUGGGGCUGAAGUUUUACUUCUAGUAUUUUCACCAACAAACAGAGUGUUCUCCUACGGUCAUCCCAGUGUUGAGGAAUUGAUGGAGGUUGAGGAGCAGCAUGCGAAGCAGAUAAAUCACGACAAGAAAGUUGGGCAGGAUCAAAGAUGGUGGGAGAGAUCGAAUAAAGAGAUGAGUUAUAAACAACUUGAACAUCACAAGAUGUCUCUAUUGAAUUUAAAUGCCAUUGUGACCCAACAGAGGUUGGAGUUUUCUAACCCGUAA